GGAUCGCUAUGGUAGCGGCGUCCGGGUGGGCCGGGCCUGUGCGCUCCUGGCCCGCGUUGGCCGCGUCGUCUGCGGGUCUUAUCGUCUGUCGGGCAUGAGCACUGCUUUCCGCCUCGGCCCGUUGCCCCGCCUGUCGCUUCUCGACUGUGGGCCCCCUCCGGGAACAUGCCCCUGGCCGCCUACUGCUACAUGCGGGUCGUGGGUAGGGGCAGUUACGGGGAGGUGACGCUCGUGAAGCACCGGCGGGACGGCAAGCAGUAUGUCAUCAAAAAACUGAACCUCCGAAAUGCCUCCAGCCGAGAGCGGCAAGCUGCUGAACAGGAAGCUCAGCUCUUGUCUCAGCUGAAGCACCCCAACAUUGUCACCUACAAAGAGUCGUGGGAGGGAGGAGAUGGCCUGCUCUACAUUGUCAUGGGCUUCUGCGAAGGAGGAGAUCUGUACCGGAAGCUCAAGGAACAGAAAGGGCAGCUUUUGCCUGAGAGUCAGGUGGUGGAGUGGUUUGUGCAGAUCGCCAUGGCUCUGCAGUAUUUACAUGAGAAACAUAUUCUUCAUCGAGAUCUAAAAACUCAGAACGUCUUCCUAACAAGAACAAACAUCAUCAAAGUGGGUGACCUAGGGAUUGCCCGAGUGUUGGAGAAUCAUGGCGACAUGGCAAGCACCCUCAUUGGCACACCCUAUUACAUGAGCCCUGAGUUGUUCUCAAACAAACCCUACAACUAUAAGUCUGAUGUUUGGGCUUUGGGAUGCUGUGUCUAUGAAAUGGCCACCCUGAGGCAUGCUUUCAAUGCAAAAGACAUGAAUUCUUUAGUUUAUCGGAUUAUUGAAGGAAAGUUGCCACCAAUGCCAAGAGUUUAUAGCCCGGAGCUGGCAGAGCUGAUCAGAACAAUGCUAAGCAGAAGGCCUGAGGAGAGACCCUCUGUGAGGAGCAUCCUGAGGCAGCCCUACAUAAAACACCAAAUCUCAUUAUUUUUGGAGGCCACAAAGGCAAAAACUUCCAAAAAUAAUGUUAAAAAUGGCGACUCCAGAGCCAAACCUGCUCCUCCAGUGGUUUGCAGAAAGGCAGAGUCAAAUGAAGUACUCCACCCUCAACCACACUCUACUGAGGGCUUCACCACACAUGUGAUGGGUGAAAACAAAUGUUUGUUUCAAGAGAAACCAGUGGCCAUUUGUCCCUUGAAAUUACCUGCUAAUCUGAAAGACCACACUGGCAAACCAGACGUGAGCAGUACUACAGAGUCACUAGCCACGAUCAGUAGGGUAAACAUUGACAUCUUACCUGCAGAAAGGAGGGACUCAGAGAAUGAAGACUUAGUUCAGGAGAAUCAACCAAGACACAUGUCUGCUUCUAACAAGACAGACAGCCAGUGCAACAUUUCUCACGAGACAGAGGAGAGGCUACAGGAUAGUACCAAGUCCAGUGCUCAGCCUCAAAACCUGCUUCCCAGAUGUUGUUCUGAUGAUAGAGACGGGGAACGGAAUGAACUGAUGAUGCCCCCAAACAUAGACCAAAAGCCAGAGGACCAGGAUGAAGUUACUGGUGAAUGUAUUAUAGAAAAACAGGACAGCAUCCACCCAGGUUUACAGCCGCACAGCUCUACAUCUGAACCUUCCAUGUCUCGACAGCGAAGGCAGAAAAAAAGAGAACAGUCUGAGCAAGGUGGGGGAAAGAACCAGCGCAGCGAGCUCUUUGCAUUCCAAGAAUCACCUCCUUAUUCUGCUGUUGAAAAGGUGGAUAUCAUAUCAAUACAACAAAAUGCUGAAAACCAAAGGAGACCAUUUACCAAGUCUUUGAGCAGUUCAAGGAGCCAUGAGAUGUCUUCAUUAAAGGACCGACCAUUAUCAGCCAGAGAGAGGAGGCGACUAAAGCAGUCUCAGGAAGAGAUGUUCCCCUCAGGUCCUUCAGUGGAGAGAACGCCUCUGAGUGCAGCAGGGGCAGCAAAACCACCAGAGGAAUGCCAGCCUAUCUCCGCCCGACAGUUCUCUUCUGAUUGCAGUAUCACUCAGGAGCAUCACACACUCCUGAAGGAAAAGGUGGAUACGUCCACAGGGAAACCCAAUACUGUAAACCUCACAAAUGUCAGCAUCAGUUAUUUAGGGGAAAGGAAACUGAUACAUUGUCUGUCUGAGGAGGAGUUAAGUUCAUCUACAAGUUCAACUGAUAAGUCAGAUGGGGAUUCCAGGGAAGGGAAAAGUCAUGCAAAUGAGAUGAGUGACUUGGUACAACUGAUGACUCAGACCCUUAAGCUGGAUUCUAAAGAGAGCUUUGAAGAAGUACCAAAUCCAAUCUCAGAAUUCAAACUUCAUCGAAAGUAUCGUGAUACUCUGGUACUUCAUGGGAAAGUUGUGGAAGAGGCAGAGCUCCAGUGCAAAGAGCUAUCGUCAGUGAUCAUACCAGGUUCUGAAAAGAUCAGGAGAAUAGUUGAAGUCUUGAGAGCGGAUGUAAUCCAGGGCCUGGGGGUUCAGCUUUUAGAGCAGGUAUUUGAGCUUCUGGAAGAGGAAGAUGAACUGGAGAGAGAGGCACGUUUACAGAAGCACAUGGGUGAAAAGUACAAAGCUUACAGCAUAAAAGCUCGCCAGCUGAAAUUUUUUGAAGAAAAUGUGAAUUUUUGAGACUGUUCUAACCUGCAGCCAGAACAAAAGACCUAUUUUCAAAGGGGUUUCCCUUAAAAACAAAGAUUCAGUUGUUCAGGGGCCACUUGCCAUCCUUUAAUAUUUCUUCAGGGUUUAGACAGAAUAAUAUAAAGCAAGUUCACAAAAGAAACACUGAAGAUCAUAUUCUUUAAAGAGGAAAAAAAUGUUACAUUUGUCCAAUCACUGCUUACUGAGCCUUAAACCAACUUUCUGUCUAGAAGUUUAUUUUUGUAACUAGCUUGAAGACAGGGCCAUAAAAACAUUGUUUUGUUUGUUUGUUUGAGACAGGUUCUCCCUAGUCUCAUCCUGCGUGGAAGUCAGUAUGUGGACCAGGCUGGCCUGCCUGAGGCCUCAGAUUAAAGUCACUAGCCUAGCAUUAGAUUGGUUUUUAUAUUUUACUACAGUGAUAAAG
This is a messenger RNA of Nannospalax galili (Upper Galilee mountains blind mole rat), 3043 nucleotides long. It is a transcript of the gene Nek4, whose product is annotated as NIMA related kinase 4. Gene Ontology annotation, biological process: protein phosphorylation. The record is from RefSeq and is a predicted model, not a curated record. The transcript has 15 exons. Gene Ontology annotation, molecular function: protein kinase activity; ATP binding. Bases 166 to 2610 code for a protein of 814 amino acids. NCBI's taxonomy places the organism in Eukaryota, Metazoa, Chordata, Mammalia, Rodentia, Spalacidae.